UGCUGGGGGGAGUGCAGGAGCGUGGAUCGAACGCAGUAAGGGCGAAUAGCGGGUUGCAAGGGGUUUGCAACCCGUCGGAGCAACAUGGCUUUUUCGGAGCGCCUGAGCAUAUGUUGUUCUCUGAUUGUGCCCUCCAUGCAGGCAAGGAGGAGGAGGACGGGGAGGGCGCAGAGGAAGGUGACGAGUACGAGGAGGAGCAGGAGUACGACGACGAAGAUUUUGAGGACCCCGAUGAGCGGCCGCAAGUCAUCCCAGACCCGUUUGGGGACCUCUUCACGGGAAAUGGCGAGGAGCUGCUACAGCAACGAAGCGCCCGGCGGUCCCGGCGGUAGCAGGGAUCACGCCGGAGGACUCAGGGAUUAAAGAGGAGGGGCGCGGGCGGCAGCUUUGGUAGCGGCCAUGGCACUGGAGGGACAGGCAUGUGGGCUAGAAGUUGGUGAUGUUGCUAUAUGCCGAGUGGUCAUCAGGGAUGAUGGCUAUGCGAGGCACUGGCAUGGUAUAAGAUGAGAAUGGAUGCCGCGUAAUGCUGCGUGCCUUAGCGGAUGGGCGACGUACGUGUCGGGGAGCCUUUGGCCAUUGUAGGGAAACCGAGAGUUGAGUCAAACCGAUGAGCUGUCUUUUGUUCGUACUAAUACUGUCGAGGCUGUUCACUGCACGGCUUAUGCCGCUACGUCGUGCCCCUCGUGCGCAUCUACCGGUACGGCAAUUUUGUGUCCCAGUCCCCAGGAUGUGUAAUGUGCAACGGAAUGUAAGUUUGGCUUCACAUAUGCAUUUCAAUAUUGAAUUGUAUGUGAUCCCUAGCAUUACGGAAGAGGUGCUUGGUAAACCUUGUCGCCAACUUUCUACACGUCUUCACGGAGAUUAUUCAGCCCAACAUGUCUAAAUACGCAACGCUCGCCAUACUAAUGGAAAACACGUUAAAGCGUAGCACAGGUCAAUUAUCUAGUUAACUAUGUUCGCUUAAUUGGCAGUGGUUGGAGCUGGGCUUGUCAACGGCGGCUUCGCAUGCCUCCUUGCUUUGGAGGGCGAAUAGGAGCCUAUAAGCUUGCAGCAUGGCGAAUCGGGACCUAGUCAACCGCUCUUUUGAACUGAAGCCCGUUCCCGAGUAUGACAAGCUGUCCAACUCGGCCUUGCCGGCCCAGCUUGGAAAGAGCCAGCCAUCCCGAACUGCUGGUUCGGUAACAUUAGCUCGCGAUGGCGGAGAUGGAAACGGAGGCGGACAGGGCGCCGGCGCGUCUCGCUUAGGCCGACAGGGGCUUCCCAUCGGGCGAGCCAGCAUCGUGUUAAAGCAGACGGGGCGUCAGCUCAUUGAUUUGGGUCGGCUGCAAGCCAACUGGCUGAAAGACACGCUGGGGAAGAAGUCGGAUGCGCAGGACUACGUGAGUGAAGAGGACCAGGGCAUUGUGGCGCUGCUGGCUCGUCACGUGGACGUGUCGCACAACGCCUGGCAGCAGCUGAUGAGUGCACUAGGCACCUGGGACGGACAGUUCUUCCAGAGCGGCUACGGCCCAGCUCCGGAGCCCCACCGCGGCGCCGUGCAGCACGGGGAGCAGCCGGACGCGGCGGAGGCGGGGCAGGCGGCGCAGCAUUCGGGACCCCCCGUGCGCAAGUCGGUGUUCGGGCUCAAAGUGAUCCACCCGUACAACCUCUUUGCGGUACUGUGGACUGUGCUGAUCCUGCUGCUGGACCUCUUCUACACCGCCUUCUGGGUGCCCAUCAACGUCGCCUUCUGUACGGCGGAGUACGGCCAGCUGUCCUCGGGCUGUACGAGCAGCGAGUUCGUGGGCGGGAUGUUGUACUUCAUUAACGCGCUGGUUGGCUUCCAGAUUGGCGUGGUCGCUACUCACGGCUUCCGCAAACGUACCGUAGUGGACGGUCGUUUGGUCGCCUGGCUGUAUGCUUGGUACGGCAGGUUCUGGCUGGACUUCGUGGGUUCCGUACCGUUUAUCGUACUUGUGAUCUUGAUCGCCGCUCGCGGUCACAUCCACGUCGGCAAGAGCUGGGUGAACUGUUUGUCGCUGCUGCGGCUGCUGCGGCUGGUUCGGCUGGUCAGCAUCUCACGGGUGGUGUACAUGGACGCUCUGUCGGGUUCCUUCCAGGACAGUGCGGUGGGGCGCUACCUGUCCGUCACCGUCAUCCAUUCCGUCUUCCUGGCCUACCAGCUGGCGGUGGUGAUCAACCUGCUGGCGUGCGGCAUGGUGCUGUGCGCGUACUUCGAGGGUUACGACAAGAGCUGGAUGGCGGCGGUGGACUGGGCGGGUGUGCCUACCGCGCACCCGCUCUACCAGUGGUACUGCGCGGUGUACUGGAUGAUAGUCACGGCCACCACCACCGGCUUCGGCGACUUCCAGCCGCGUAGCAUCGCUGAGCAGGUGGUGGCCAACGUGGGUAUGGUGGGCGGCAUGAUCCUGUUCGGAGUGCUGGUGGCGUCCAUCGGUAAUGCGCUGUCCAGGGCGACAGCGGAGGCGCACCAGGCCUACACCGCGCGGCGCAGGAUCAUGCACGUGUUGGAGUGGGCGGAGGGACGCAACCUGGCGCCGGACAUUCGGAAACAGGUGCUGAACUUCUACUCCGACAAGUACGGCCGCAAGGAGGAGGAGGUGCUGGACGAGCAGGUGAUGUCGCACCUGCCCAGCCGCCUGCGCGCCAAGGUGGCUCGGGCCAUGUGUCUGCCGCUCAUUGCGGAUGUGCACAUACUGCUGGAGCUGCCGCAGGACCUGCAGGCGUUGAUCGCUGAGAACAUGCGGCCGCAGCGGCUGCCGGCGGGUGAGGACCUGUGUCAGCAGGGCGACGUGGCGGACUGCCUGUGGAUCCUGCAGGAGGGAACCAUCGAGGCCGUGAGAUACAGGGAGGGCUCCCAGGCGGUGGAGGCGGACGAGCGGCCCCGGCUGCUGGGCGAGAGUGUGCUUCUGGGGGAUUCGGUGGAGGCCUGCAGAGUGCGCCCCUGGACGCUGCGCACCGUGACCCCCUGCCGGCUGUGGGGCAUCACGGUGGCCGACCUGUACCCCAUCAUGCGCCUCUACCCCACCCUGGGGCUCAUGGCGGCAGAGUACGUCAAGAUAAAGACGGUCUACAGCUACAAUGGCUUUGCCACGGACGACGACUGGUGUGAGCUGGUGGCAAUCAUGGUGCGGCAGCUGCAGGAGCGCAUGUCGGUGGAGGAGGCGCAGGGCAUCGUGCAGAACAUGGUCAAGGCCUCUGCGGAGGAGGGCAGUCUGCAGCCCCUGUUGGAUCACCUGCUGGGCAUUUGCACCACACGACGGGGAGGCGUGCAGGAGGAAGAAAGAGACGCCCUGGCGACGGCUCCAUCGGGCCGCUCUGCCAUGCUGAGUCCGCAAGGCUCGCUGCUAGCGCCCGGCGCAUCAACGGCGUUUUCGACACUGCUGCCGGGGUCUGGGGGGAGGCUGGGAGCGGGUGCCCCGUUUCCGUUCGAAUCAGCGGAAUCCGCGCUGUCACCGUUCACUGCGACGGGUGCCGAAGGAGGCGGACCGCCGGCGGGCGCUGCCGUACCCUGGGUCGCCGCCCCCGCCGGUGCCGUACAGUGUUCGGGUUGCCAGCGUUGCGUGUGUCCGAGCUGCGGGCAGGGCAUAGACGCCACACAGCCCGCAGGAGCGGGCCCGGUAGUGGGGGCUGCACCGUUUGGCCGAGAUCGGGCGUCAGCGGUGGCCGCAGCGGCGUAUGCGGCAGCGCUGGCGAAGCAGGGUGUGAACAGCCGGCCCACCGCGGGGCCUGCGAUUCGGUCGUGGGUGAACCGCGCGGGCACCUUGCGGCGGCAGAGCAUCGGCCCGCGUCCAGACCAGAUGUGGGUGGGGGAGCGGAGGUCCCGAGACACGAGGCAGCUGGGAGCCAUGUCCAUUGUGCCCACGUAUGAUUAGCUGGAGCGAGGUUUUGGAACAGACAGACAGGCAGAGAGAGAGUCGCGAGUCGGAACGUACUGUGAGUGUCGGAAGAAUGCGUGUGUGUGUGUAGUUGAAAGCGGGGGACAGUCCCGGAGGACGAGAACAGCGACAGUUUUGUGUCAUUCGUAGACGUUGGAUGACACAAAUCGUCUGACCGGGACUUUUACUGGUAGCGAGUUGUCCUGCGGUUGCCUGGUGCGUGUGCCCUGGGGUCAUGCGGCAUGGCACACAGUGGCAAUGGCGGUUGUGACAGUGAUGGUGGCAGUAGUGGUGGCAGUAGUGGUGAUGGUUAAUAGGAAACAACUGACUGGUGGUGGUGGUGGCGGUGGUGGUGGUGGUGGAGCAGCAGGGGUCUCGUGCAGCAGCGUCGAUGUUUCCCGACCCGUCGCGGACCUUCGUGAUACCGAUUGGAAUAUGCCAAUGCCACGCAGUCAGGAGGGGUGUGCGGUACACGAGGGGGCUUGCAUGCUGCAUGGUUGGAGGGGGCAUGUGGUGGGGUUCGGGUGUCACCACCUCAUGUGUACUUCGGAGGAGGUGCGUGGUGAUACGGUAUGGUACAAGCGUUCUGUGUCCUUGAGGAGUCCUUUGAGAGGAAGUGCAAGUGUGCGCCGUGUUCAGCUACCACUUAUUGCGCCGGGAGCGCGUGUGAUCGGGUGUGUUUUGCCUAUAAUAUUCACUACCAUGACUGCCCGGCCGUUGUGACGCGGCUUUGGGCCGGUCUGGAAACCCCUCGGAAGCACCUUUUCGUGAGCAUCGUGAUAGAAUUGAGGAGUUAGGGUUAGCCGUGAUUGAUGCUGCUGGGGGUGAGCUGCCAAGGUAGCGGCGAUGAUGUCCUCGCUGCAUGGGGAAACAUGUUGGGAGAUGCAGUGGCAGGGACAUGCUGUUGUUGCUGGCAUGGGGGUUUCUCCAGGCCAUGGCGGUCGAGAACGGCGCGCAUGUGAUGGGUCCGCAGUAGAGAGCGGACGUACUGUACGGCGGGAGUUGUUGGCGGAAGUACGGAAAUGUUGGGAUGUGCGGGGGGGGGGAAGUCUGGCAUCCUUGUGUGGUGCCUUCCCGGAUGCAAGGAGCCUUAUCAUCGCGCUUUGGGAAUGCAGGGCUACUUGGUGGAGGCGUGAAGACCUGGUCACCCGGCGGCGGUG
This is a messenger RNA of Astrephomene gubernaculifera, 5038 nucleotides long. The record is from the annotation of a GenBank genome assembly. NCBI's taxonomy places the organism in Eukaryota, Viridiplantae, Chlorophyta, Chlorophyceae, Chlamydomonadales, Astrephomenaceae.